Parnassius apollo (apollo) is the source of this 717-nucleotide messenger RNA. The record is from the annotation of a GenBank genome assembly. Lineage: Eukaryota; Metazoa; Arthropoda; Insecta; Lepidoptera; Papilionidae.
AUGCUUUUGUGGUGGGUUGCAGCUUUUGAAAUAGAAACAUUUGAGGCUAUAAAAGUGUUAGAUGAAAAAUGUGUAUUUUUAGAAAACUACUCUUCGAAAAUUGAAACAAAGUCAUUUAUCGUCAUCAUUGUUAGCAUCUUAUCAAUAACUUUGGAUGUUAUUGGAAUGUGGAAAUUAGAACUAUCACCCAGUACUGUAACAAUAUUGACUUUAGCUUUCGCUAUACAUGAUACCGAAAUUGGAUUCUAUUCUGUUAUAAUAUCUGGAAUUAAUCUCAGACUUUUCAGUAUAGUUGAGACUAACGCAAAAUAUGGGUCAAAAAUAUACCGACACAUUUUGCUUAUUGCGGCGCAUAUAGAAAAGGAAUACAAUUUACCGAAAGGUAACAUCACGAUGUUUUUGGUAUGGCGUGAAUUUAAAUCCUUCUAUUCACUUUGGUUGCUAUGCUCAGCUGCUUCUAAAACCAACUCGGCUUGUGAUCAACUUAUUCACCAAUUGUCCAACGUUCUGGCAUUAAAAUUCGAGUCUCAAGAGAAAACUGCAAUUCAAAAAAUCACGGAGAGCUUGUACCACAGCGUGAAAUUCGAGAGACCUCGGUAUGUGAAUGCAUCGGUCCUCUCGAUUGAUCUGGGAGUUCCAUUAACGAUUUUGGAUAUCAGUAUCAACUACUUGCUCAUAAUUCUCCAGAUUUACAUCGCUUAUAUAAUGAAGCAAUAA